Colletotrichum aenigma is the source of this 1521-nucleotide messenger RNA. RefSeq names its product Pestheic acid cluster transcriptional regulator 3 (gene ptaR3-0). The record is from RefSeq and is a predicted model, not a curated record. Gene Ontology annotation, molecular function: zinc ion binding; DNA-binding transcription factor activity, RNA polymerase II-specific. Bases 1 to 1521 code for a protein of 506 amino acids. The transcript has 3 exons. Gene Ontology annotation, biological process: regulation of DNA-templated transcription. NCBI's taxonomy places the organism in Eukaryota, Fungi, Ascomycota, Sordariomycetes, Glomerellales, Glomerellaceae.
AUGGUUCGUUCCAGGGGAGGCUGCUCCAACUGCAAGCGGCGGAAGAGGAAAUGUGACGAGACGCGUCCAGACUGUCGGGCCUGCCAGCGGCGCGGAAUCCAGUGCGAAGGCUACAACACAACGCUCAAGUGGACCAACGGAAUAGCCUCUCGUGGUCGCUUUGCUGGAGCCGCGAUCCCUGACGUCUCUUUCUACAGUUCCAGCUCGGAGCCCAGCAAACUCCCACACUCAAAUCAUCUGCCGAGCACCGAGGAUCCACAUUUGCAGGUGGCCAGCGCCCCAUCCACCUCCUCUUCUACCUCCCCUCCCGGAGCCGAAGGGAUCACGCAGACCGGCUCCGCCUCCGAGUCUGGGGUUGUUUCUCCCUUGGCGCCGUCGCCGGGCGCAAACAUUGACCCAAAACGGCAAUUGUUCAAUAAGUUCCUGAAUGCCGGUUUGCAUCGCUUGUAUACGACAGAAAGUUACAUCUGGCUCCAGUCACACUUCCAGGCAAUGGCAGAAAAGAGCCAGGCCUUUUUUGUCGUCUGCACCGCCAUCCAAGCGUAUAUGGAUGAUGGCUUUUCGGUACUGGCGAUGGAACAUGUCGACCAUGCCCUGCAAACAUUCCGAGCGGAACUGGAAGGCCGGCAUGGCUCUUUGGAUGUCUCGACCAUGUCGGCGGGCAUCCUCGUUUGCACUCUAUGCUUACUUCAAGCCCGCCCCUUCACCAUGUAUCUGCAGCUCAUGGCGGACCUUUAUUAUCUCGACACGAAGCUUGACGUCCUAGUGCCGUCUGUCGACCACGACUUCCCCACACGGCAUUCCAUCGAGGUGUUAUCUAUCAUGGACCUACCAACAUCAGUGAUAGGAAGGAUAAGUCCGAGCAUGGGUGUUUGGCGCAACCUGCGGAAGCAUCAAGACAAGUGGGAAGGGGGAAGACUCGGGGGCGUAGAGGUGGUCUCGGGGUUACCGAGGUCAUUUCUGGACAUUCUAGCUGACAUCGAAGAUAGUGAGAGACAAGACCUAGAGGCGCGGCUCUGGGCCUGGCCUGGCGAGAUAGGCAUGCAUGCGCAAUGCAUUCUGUGGGACUGCUGGAGAUAUUCAGCGGUCCUGGAUGUGAGGAGGCGAGGGAGGCGGGCAAAACGCGUCGCGGCGGACGCAACGCCGAAGGUAUCACCGACAUAUGGCAAAUCAACCGAUUCAGCGCUAUCUCCUUCGACGGAAGUUGUCAUGUGCCGCCUUGUUGCGUCCAUUUACUCUUUAUUUCGAGCAGUUGAGAUACCCGCAAAUCACCACUUGCUGGUUCACAAUGGCCUCAUCUAUCCGCUAGUUACGGCCAGCGUAGAAGUUCCCUUGUUAGCUGCGCACCCGGAGUGGAAGGAGGUCUUGGACGACGUGAGGGCAUCAUUCAACAAGAAGGAUUCUUUCCAUGUUCAGAAGAUGAUUGACGAAAUCCUUGAAGCGGCCUGGAAGGAGGGCUCAGAUAGCUUCGAUGUUGAGAAUGCGGCUCAGACUAGGGGAGUAGAGAUUGCGGUCUUCUAA